This is a messenger RNA of Aphanomyces invadans, 1643 nucleotides long. RefSeq names its product phenylalanine-tRNA ligase, alpha subunit, variant. Gene Ontology annotation, molecular function: phenylalanine-tRNA ligase activity; ATP binding; tRNA binding. The transcript has 7 exons. Lineage: Eukaryota; Oomycota; Saprolegniomycetes; Saprolegniales; Verrucalvaceae. The record is from RefSeq and is a predicted model, not a curated record. Bases 55 to 1137 code for a protein of 360 amino acids. Gene Ontology annotation, cellular component: cytosol; phenylalanine-tRNA ligase complex; cytoplasm. Gene Ontology annotation, biological process: phenylalanyl-tRNA aminoacylation.
CCCGUGUCGGUCGGAAGUGUGGUGGCCAUUCUUCAUUCGCACACACGACGCCUGAUGAGUUACUCGGAUCAAGAGAAGCUGGCGGCCGAGACGCAACUGCUGCAAUUCCUCCAUGCGUCCAACACCGUGGACGACACGUUCGCGUAUGCAUCGAACCAGAACUUGGACCAUGAGCUCGUCGUGGGCGUCGUCAAGAGUUUGCUCGUCGAUGCGUUUGUGACGGCCUCCGACCUGUCGACGUCAUUCUGGGUCUUGUCCGACGAAGCAGAGAGCUUCCUUGCCCACGGCAGUCCCGAAGUGCAGUUGUUUCACGCCAUCCCUGCCUCGGAAGGUGCGGACAAAGUCACGUUGGAAGGAGUCCUCGGUGCCGCGCACUUCAAGGUCGCACAAGGAGCGUGCAUGAAGAACAAGUGGAUUCGCAUGGACAAGGCGACGGGGCUCAUCUUCCGCAACGUUGAGACCGUGAAGGAUACUGCAACGGAACAACUCAAACUUGUCGCGUCUGCCCACGGAAGCGUGGACCAAGUGCCCGACGAUGUGUCAAAGGACCUCAAGCGUCGCAAGCUCAUCUCCCUUCAAGUCCGCAAGUCGUACCGUGUCGGAAAGGGACCCAACUUUGCGUUGCAACGCAAGCGACAAGCCGCAGGUCUCAACAAGGACUUGCUGGACAGCGAGGAGUGGAAGACGGAGAAGUUCAAGCCGUACAACUUCAACACGAUGGGGUUAGCUGUCGGCGGGGGCCACUUGCAUCCGCUCAUGAAGGUUCGCGCCGAGUUCCGCCGCGUGUUAAUGGACAUGGGAUUCGAUGAAAUGCCGACGAACCGAUGGGUCGAGAGCAGCUUUUGGAACUUUGACGCGCUCUUCCAACCCCAAUCCCACCCUGCGCGCGAUGCCCACGACACUUUCUUCCUUACAACUCCUGCCAAGGCCGUCUCCGUCCCUGAGGACUACUUUGAGCGCGUGCGCGAUAUGCACGAGCAUGGUGGCCAUGGCUCGAUCGGCCACGGCCGUGGCGCAUUCACGCGCGACGAAUCGUUCAAGAACUUGCUGCGCACGCACACGACGGCAGUGUCUGCCCGCAUGCUGUACAAGCUGGCCAACGUAAGUAGUGCCCGUAGCGCCGAUGGAUACACCUGACGGGCGGUGUCGUUGGUGUAGCAACCUGGGGGGUUCACGCCGCAAAAGUACUUUUCGAUCGACCGCGUGUUCCGCAAUGAAAGCAUGGACGCGACGCACUUGGCCGAAUUCCACCAAGUCGAAGGCGUGAUUGCCGAUUACGAUUUGAGUUUGGGCGACUUGAUCGGGGUCAUUUCUGGCUUCUUCAAGAAGAUCGGCAUCACGCAAAUGCGCUUCAAGCCAGCGUACAACCCGUACACGGAGCCGUCGAUGGAGGUGUUUGCGUACCACCCCGACUUGAAAAAGUGGACGGAAAUUGGCAACUCGGGCGUGUUCCGCCCAGAAAUGUUGCGCCCGAUGGGACUGCCGGAAAAUGUCCGCGUGAUCGCGUGGGGGCUGUCGCUGGAACGCCCCACCAUGAUCAAGUACCGUCUGAGCAACAUCCGCGACUUGUUUGGUCACAAGGUUGACUUGGAACAAACCAAAAGUGCCAAGCUGUACCGCAUGUAAUCCAUCUCGUCAAACCA